UUAAUGAACGUUUAGGGGUCAUCAAGGUUGAACGUGGCGGCGCGACGCGGCGCGCAGUGGAAGGGGCGCGGCGGUGGUUAGCUAUUGUGUCACCCUAUAUAUAACGGCACCCGACACCCCACGCCGUAUUAAGAACAUUCACCGCAUCCGCGGUAACAUGGUUUCCAGUUCCAACAAGAUGACGCCAUGGCUGAUGGCAUUCUUCUGCCUGGCGACCGCUGGCUGCUCGAACGUCACGGACCAGCAGACAUCGGAAACGAAUCAUGAUCACCAAGUGGCGAUCUUGAAGCAGAUCAGAAAGGUGAACGAAGACGGCUCUUAUACGUAUGGGUACGAAGCCGGCGAUGGCUCAUUCAAGGUCGAGAGUCGCGAUGUUCUGGGCAACAUUAAAGGCACGUUCGGUUUCGUCGACGCCGACGGCGAGAUAAAGAGGGUCUCGUACUCCUCGUCGAACGGGACAGGCUUUAAAGCAACCACCAUGUCGCCAUUGCAGGAACACGUGUCGGUAGUGCAAAGUAUACCGCGCGUCAACCGUACGUUAACCACGAAAAGACCCAGCAUCGUGUACGCCACGACGACGGAGUCGUCGACCAGGCCGUCAGUGGUACAGUCGAUUCCUCGAACGAGGAAACCGACUACCAGUACUACCACGACGACUACGAGCACCACCACUACGGAGACGCCGAAGACGAUAUUCGGACACUACUUGAAGGGCACGGCAAAAAGCAGGCCACGCUUCAUCAUCAAUGGGCAACAAAGACCGAUCAUCGUCGAAGAAGACACCGAAGACGAAGAUUCGCAGAUCAAUCGACCCAGUACGGACGAUAAGAGCGGUAACUACCGAAGAAUUAUUUUUGCUAAGCGACCGAUUGAACACAGCCUCCCGCCGAUCUCUGAGGACUUCGUAGAGAAGGAAGACGAGGCUAAGAUCACGACAGGGAAUACCUUGAGGAGGCAGUUGCACGACGAGACAACCAAAUCGAAUUCCGACGCUGCUGAUAACGGCGACGAUCAUUCCGACGUUUACGGAGGCUCCUUGUCCACGACACGUCCUUUAUUCACCACAACGGUUCCAUCGCGAGUUCUCCAGAGAGUCUCCACUACUUCGCGCACGGAACGACCAAAGUUCUAUGUCAAUCGUCAGGACAAUUUGGGAGCAGGUGGUCGAUUCAACAGCCCGAAAUACGACGACUCCCGGGUAUACGAGACGGAGACGAAACCCUCUCCACCGGAGGAGCGCACGACAACCCAACAAAUCUUGCUUCGCACUUCUACAGCUAGGGUACCAACGGAGAGCCGGGACUACGUCAGACAGAGCACCGAGCCUGUCUUCGUAAGACAGCAGCCCGAGCAGUAUCUGCGAGAAUUGCCGCCUAGGAUACUUGUCCCGUCCCAACAAGGCAACCUCGAUGAGGACGGAAACAUCUAUAGAGCAAUACCGAUCGGUAGGCUCUUAUUACGGCCUCCGUCGAACCACCAGCCGGUCUAUUCGUCUACAACGGACCCCAACGUUCAUUACCUGGCAGAGAACCCUCUACCCGAUCCCGAGGAUGAAGCGCGGAUCGCAAUGAACAUGAACUACAUGCGUCCGCGUCCCGUGAGACCGUUGAUUUAUUCGGACCCCGAGCAGCGAGGAGCGAGCAGGCCAGUAUUGCGACCGAUUCCUAGUACAGUAACUCAUCCUGAGGACAGGGACUACCAGGCGACCACACCCGAAUAUCCGAGUUACCGAACUGGCGCCUUGACGUUGCCUCCGGAACCGCCAAACCCGAUCGCGCCACCUCUGAGCCGACGAGACUUCCAGAUGUUGCUGAGGAGGCUGCUGGUGAGCCAAUAUGGCGUGCAAGCACUAUCAUAUCCAAAGAGCUUCCUCGAGGAUGCCCUGUACGAUCAGCAGCCGUACCCUUCGUACCCAGCGGGUUAUCAAGCGCCGCUUCCGAGACCCGAACUCGCGUACGAUCAACAGGCGCAGUACGGUGAUCGAGUACCCUUGAGACGUCCGGUGUACCCACGAGCUCUGAGUCCACUUUAUCACCCUCAGUAUGACGAUUAUCAAGACAGAUAUCCCAAAAGAGUGUACAGGCAGAAAUUCUACACGCAAGACGUUGACGAAGGGGAAGAAAUCCUACCAGCACCUAUUAGAGAAGCUUUGUUGCUGCGAAUGGUGAACCUAGCGAUUAAUACAGAACGAUCGACGAUGAUUCCGACAACCGUGAUGGCUACCACGACGCCUGCAUCGAGGUACAGAAAGACAGGUCCAGUCAGAAGCGUGCAAAUUAUUACGGACGACGAGGAGGAGGAAAAAGAGAUGAGAAAGAAGAUAUAACAACGAUGAGUGGGUUAGAAAUAGUUAGGAAUUACGAAGAAGUAUUACUCAUCGCAAGUAUAAAAUACGAGUUAAAUUAUUGUAGAGUUUUAACUAAUUGUUAAGGAUUCCUUUUUUUUACAAGGUGAGAGAAACUCGACGGAAGUUAACGAAUUUGCUUUCAGCAAUAUUUUCUUUUUAAUACGUCAUUUUUAUUACCAUUACUAAUUAUCCUAGAACGGAAUCGAAUUCGCACGGUAAUAUAUUUAAACAUGACGAAGCGGCUUACGUCAACGGUAACCUUUUUUUCUCUUGUAGUGGACAAACGGAUAUGUCCAUCCGUGUGCAAGGACCAAUGUCUUACACGCAACGUACGCAUUCGUGUCGUUAAUGAAUCGAAUCGGUUUCGCGAAAGGGAAAUCGUUGCUGCGCAGCCGAGCGAUUUUCUGCACGAUAGCUUCCCAACAUCUGUUGACGCGCAUAUUUAUGUUGCGUUAGAAUAGGUGCAUCAGUGUUUGAUCGACUAAGAAGAAAUAUUGUUAGGUAAUUAAAUUUCUUUCCUAUCUGUGAAGACAUUAUUUUCUCAUGCAGGUUUUAUCUGUAAGGUAUCGCAUAAAAUUUUUCUCACGCUGCUGGGAUUCACGUCAAAAUAAUGUCGUUUUAAAUUAACAAUGAGGAAAGAAUGUUGAAAUAAAAUCAUCAGUGAAUGACAUUCCAAUAGAUAACAUUAUUAUUUAAUUUCUAAUUACAUUGUAAUAAUAUUAUGAGAAAGCAGUUUCAAUAAACAUAUUUAUCAAAUCUGCUUUCUCACAAUAUUAAAUUAAAUAUUGAUAAAUAUAUUUUUUACGUCCGUUUUCAACAAUGUCGCUUAACUUUUAAUUUAGUUUUAAUUUACUUUCUAUCUUUUUCUCAUUCCAAGGAUUAGAAAAAGAUGAAAAAUUAAAUUGAGCUUAACUCUUUCGUAACAGGUGGGAUAUACAUGUCUCCUUCAAAAAUCCAUAUCUUUCACGAAAAUAAAGAUAGCGACUUCUUUCUCAUUUUCUACUCAAGCUCUACGUAAGAGCUAUGUAAAAAAAAUCAAAAAAGAAAAAAGAAAAAAUAAUUUUAAAAUAGCGGAUUUAAUGCGGCGGAUCAAAAUGCUAAUUUUGUUAUAAAUUUAUAUAUGUAUAUAUAGGUUUUCGAGAUUGUACUGAUAAUUGCUAAAUCAGCAGUAAAAAUUCUAAAAUAAAAAAUGGCGGAUCAAACAUGGAAACAUACUAAAUUUUGUUGAAAAUUUGAGGUAAACUCAUUUUCCAGAGGUUUUAAAUUUUGAAAUUUUGACUACACAUAUUAAUAAUCAGUGAUCUUAAGAACCUUUAGUAAAAUGUGUAAGGCAUAAAUAAUUAUUUCUUCAAAAGUUAAGUACGAAAAGGUUAAAGUUAAGCUACAUAGGUGUAAACAGGUUUUCGUGCAACCUUUUAGAAACCGAAAAAGGUACAUUAAGCAUUUGUUGCAGUCAAUCGCCGGUGCAUCUAUCCUAAGCGAUUAUUCAAAAUCUCUCCUACGAGAUAAUUCCCCGUUAAACGCGACAAACAGCACCAGCGAAAGCUCUAGAUCCUAAGGCAUCUCUAGCGUACUCCCUGCUUACGACUGUAAAUACGGCGUUACGUAAGAGACUAGUGUGAUAUAUAUACGCAUCGAAAUAAAGAAAGAGUCGGACGCUAGACGCCAAGGCGUUGUGUUGUGAGAACUCAUUUCAUAAGUCCCUGAGAGUCGGCGUUACCGGGAAAGAAUAGUAACGCGUCUACUGCCGGUAAUUAGCGUCGCGCGUUGCGACACUCCUGCCCAGUCGGGUCUCUCUACGCGGCAAACUUACGCGCGAACAUGCGGCUGAGGGCGUAGAUCAUGCCAUCUCGCAACGUGAUUUCCACGCAUUCGGAGAUCCCGCCCGUUGUCUGCGAGCGAAUUUCUUCUUUGUCGAAAAAAGCGUUACGCGCGACACAUGACGCAAAAUGUCUCACGCGUAUGUAUCUGAAGAGAAACACGUGAGAAACGGAACAAUUGCUGCUCGGUGAACGUUCGAUUUGCACAAGUGGCAACGCGACAAAAGACGAAUCAAUUGAAUGUUAAAAAAGCAUUAAUGGGAACAAGCUCAUUAAUGUUCGUCAGAUAAAUUAAAAUUUAAUUACUUCAAUUCAGUUUGUCUGACAAGACUAAUUAAAGUUUGACACUUCGGUAUCAUUGCCGAUUAUCGCUCGAUCAUUUGCACUGUUAGAAUUUUUUGUUGUGAAAUCACAUAAGAAAUGUGUAAGCAGUUUUUAUCUAAUACAAACUUCUUGUAAGAUUAAAGCAAAAUAUUU
Molecule: messenger RNA, 4644 nt
Organism: Solenopsis invicta (red fire ant)
Lineage: Eukaryota; Metazoa; Arthropoda; Insecta; Hymenoptera; Formicidae
Exons: 3
Coding region: 158-2326 (722 amino acids)
Cellular component (GO): chitin-based extracellular matrix
Molecular function (GO): structural constituent of chitin-based larval cuticle
Source: RefSeq, a predicted model, not a curated record